CCACUCACUUGAGAUAGAAGCCCAUCCAACUCUUAAACCAUAAAUUACGUUUUCACUUACCUUGCAGGGAGCAUUUAUUUCGUGUGUGUAUAUAUAUACACUCACACUUGUAUCAAAUUCCACAUUACAAGCCUCUCCCAGUUUUCAUUCUACAUUUCAAAUUAUCCAUGGGAAAGAAUAUGAUCUUUACGUUGGCAAUGCUUUGCUUGCAUAUAAACUUUGUAGCAUCUCUAAAAAGCUCCACAGACGAGUAUGCUCUUUUAGCCUUCAAAUCUCAAAUAACUUCCGAUCCAAAUAAUAUCUUUGCUAAAAAUUGGUCACAAGGAACCUCAUUCUGUAAUUGGGUUGGCAUUACUUGUGGGAGAAGACAUCAAAGAGUUAGGGAGUUGAAUCUAGCAGAUAUGGGUAUAGGAGGUACUAUUGCUAAAGAAAUCGGCGAACUCUCUUUUUUGAGAUCCUUGAUUAUUAGCAACAAUAAUUUCCUUGGAUUUAUCCCUGACGAAAUUGGUAAUUUAAGUCAGCUUCGAGAAAUAGAUAUGCAUGACAAUGAGCUGAGCGGUCCUAUUCCAACAGGUCUCGAAUUUCUUGAAAAUCUACAAAAGCUAAAUCUCUCCUAUAACAGACUCCAUGGGGAAGUUCCUAAUAGGAUUUUCAACCUCUCUUUUUUGACGGGAAUUGAUUUAAAAGGCAAUAGUCUCCUAGGAAGUCUUCCUACAGAUAUCUGCAAUAAUCUUCCAAAUAUGGAGUGGCUAAGAAUUUCUUAUAAUCAAAUAAGUGGUAACAUUCCUCCAAGCUUGGGAACAUGCAAGAAGCUUCAAUAUCUUUCUUUGGCGUACAAUGAUUUUUCUGGAAGCAUUCCAAUGGAAAUCGGAAACUUGUCAAAGCUUCAAUAUCUCUAUCUAACAGGAAAUAAUUUGAUAGGUAAAAUUCAACAUUCAAUUGGCAGUUUGUCAAAUUUGAAGACAUUGUCUAUUUCUAUUAACAGUCUUCAGGGUCAAAUACCAGAAUCCAUCUUCAAUCUCUCCAUGUUAAAAUCACUUGAUUUUAAUACCAACAGUAUAUCCGGCAAUCUUCCAUCAUCAAUUGCCAAUGGGCUUCCUGAUCUUGAAGGUCUCUAUCUUGGUAGCAAUCAAUUGAGCGGAGAAAUUCCUGCCUCUGUUUCAAAUUUUUCUAAGCUUACUCUCUUGGAUUUUAGUGGCAACUCCUUCAGCGGACGAGUACCCAUGAAUCUUGGAAAUUUACAGAACCUACAGAAACUAAUAUUAGAUGGUAAUGAGUUGACAAAUGAUCCUUCAAUGCUCGAAUUGGAUUUUCUUAUUUCAUUGACAAAUUGUAGGAAUUUGAAGAUCAUACGGAUGGGAUUCAAUUCUUUUCACGGAAUAUUACCAAAAUUGUUGGGUAAUUUGUCAACAUCUUUCGAAUCUUUCAAUGCCGAUUAUUGUGGCAUUAAAGGUGUCAUUCCUAAUGAAAUUGGUAAUAUGAGCAACUUGAUCGAGUUAGGCAUUGAAGGCAAUGAAUUGACAAGAACAAUCCCUGACACAUUGGGUCAAUCAAGAAAAUUACAAAAGCUGCGACUUGGUUUCAAUAAACUAGGGGGGUCGAUACCUUUCAACCUUUGCAAUUUGGUUUAUCUAUAUCAUCUAAGUUUGAGCAAUAAUACGCUUUCUCAACAGAUGCCAACUUGUUUAGGAAAUCUUACAUCUUUACAAGAAAUUUAUUUAGAUCACAACUCAUUGACUUCCACUAUCCCAUCCACACUUUGGACUAACAAGGAAAUUCGGAUUUUGAGUUUAGCUUAUAAUUUGCUGAAUGGGUCAUUGGCUUCAGAAAUUGGAAACAUUAUGAGCAUGAGAGAGUUGAAUUUAUCUGGAAAUCAGUUUUCAGGUGAUAUUCCAAGCACCAUUGGGAAACUUCAGAAUUUGGAAAAUCUAACAUUGUCGAACAAUCAGUUACAUGGUCAUAUACCUGAGUCGUUUAAGAAUCUGAUUUCAUUGAAAAAUUUGGAUCUAUCCAAGAACAAUCUCUACGGUGUAAUCCCCAAGUCAUUGGAAAGACUUGAGCACCUUGAGCAUUUCAACGUUUCGUUCAAUGAACUUAGUGGUGAAAUUCCAUAUGGGGGGCCUUUCAAAAAUUUCAGGUCAGAAUUUUUUAUAGGCAAUAGAGAAUUGUGUGGAACAUCUCAAUUUAAAGUCAAGCCAUGCAAAAAUAAUACAACUAGAUUAUCAAGCAAUACCAGAGUUCUAAAGUACAUUCUACCGCCAGUUGCUGUUGUAUUGAGUUUGGCCAUUAUUGUGGUUUAUGUAAUAAGACGCAGUAGCAGAAGUAAAGUUCUGCUAGCUCAGCCCACUUCCCCCAUCACUAUCAAGAGAAUUUCAUAUUAUGAAGUUCUAAAUGCUACCAACAAUUUUGGUGAAGAGAAUCUUAUUGGCGAAGGUAGUAUCGGUUUAGUGUACAAGGGAAUAUUUUCAGAUGGAAUGAUAGCUGCAAUUAAGGUUUUUAAUCUAGAUUUGGAAGGUGCAAACCAAUGUUUUGAUACUGAGUGCCAAAUAUUGUGCAACAUUCGUCACAAAAAUCUUGUCAAGAUAAUUACUAGUUGCUCUAACCUUGAUUUCAAAGCCUUGGUGCUGGAAUAUAUGCCUAAUGGAAACCUUACAAAAUUGAUAUCCUCGAGCAACUGUUUCCUAAAUAUGUCUCAAAGAUUGGAAAUAAUGAUAGAUGUGGCAAGUGCACUCGAGUAUCUACAUCAUGGGUGUCCCUUUCCGAUUGUUCAUUGUGAUUUGAAGCCCAACAACAUACUUUUAGAUGAAGACAUGGUUGCCCAUGUUGGAGACUUUGGCAUUUCCAAGCUUUUAGCUGAAGACCAGAGAAUUUCAAUUACCAAGACGUGGGGGACCAUUGGAUAUAUGGCUCCAGAGUAUGGAUCUACGGGAUUAAUAUCGACUAUGGCAGAUGUUUAUAGUUAUGGGAUUAUGCUAAUAGAGAUAUUUACUAAAAAGAAGCCGACAUAUGAUAUGUUUGUUGGAGAGUUCACAAUGAGGAAAUGGGUGUUUGAAUCAUUCCCCGAUGCAAUAAUGCAGAUAGUGGAUGUUGAUCUAGUGAAUCUUGAAGACAAUAUUAAAGCCAAAGAGAUCUGCUUUAGAUCAAUCAUGGGACUAGCACUAGAAUGCACAGCUAACUGGCCCAACGAGAGGCUCAAUAUGAAAGAUGUUCUAACAAGGCUCAAGAAGAUCAAAACUGAAUUUUGUAAAGCAUAAUACUGAGGUGGAUUAAGAUGAAGAGGAAGGAGCAGACCAUCUUGAAGAACUAUGGAGAGUUUCUGACUGCUAUGUUGCAUUCAAGCUAUUCUCAAUCGUCAGAGUGCCUCAAGGCCUACCCUUAUACAGAUAACACUCAUCAGUUAUUUUGCAAACUGUCUUUUAGUCAUUAGUAAGUAAUUUUUCACCCACAGAUGAAGAAGUGAAUUGUGCUUCUGUUUCUGUUCAUCUAUCUUCACAUAAGGAGCAAUUCCCAGCAAGGGACAUGUUUAUAAUGGUAUUCCGAAUGAAAACACAGUGUGAUUCCUGCUGGAUAAAAAAGCUGGUUUUCAUC
Olea europaea var. sylvestris is the source of this 3588-nucleotide messenger RNA. RefSeq names its product LRR receptor-like serine/threonine-protein kinase GSO1. The record is from RefSeq and is a predicted model, not a curated record. Gene Ontology annotation, molecular function: ATP binding; protein kinase activity; receptor serine/threonine kinase binding. Lineage: Eukaryota; Viridiplantae; Streptophyta; Magnoliopsida; Lamiales; Oleaceae. The transcript has 4 exons. Gene Ontology annotation, biological process: protein phosphorylation. Bases 168 to 3254 code for a protein of 1028 amino acids.